UUUGAGGAAAAAGGUAUUUUGGCCUCUAGUCCAUUUUAUUACUCUGUGAAGGGGAGGAGAUGCGCUGUGAAGAGGAGGUGGAGUAUCCUCACUAGCCUGCAAUAACUUGUUUGAGUCUGACGAGGAAAAGAAACACUUCAGUAACUCUUCUGGCAAACAUAAUCCCAUCUCGUUGUACAAUAUUUGGAGGAUCUACAGUGACGCCAUGAUUCCCCUGUUAACGGGCUUCUUUCUAUUGUUUUCUCUCCAAAGCUCUGCACUCCCUUUGCAAAAUGGCUCCCUUCCCCUCGCUCGGACUUUUUCUGGUCACUUUGUGAUAGUCACUGAUGAGCCUGGAGAAUAUAUUGAUCUGUCUGCGUUGGACCUUUUGAGGGAUGAUGGAGGUUCUGGUUUCAGUUCUGAGCAGGAGUCUGUAAAAAGACGCCAUUAUCACGCCCAGAAGCAGGUUUUGGUCUCUGAAGAAACCAAAGCAUUUCUCCGGGGUCGCCUGUCAACGAGCUUCAUCCCGACUGUUUACAUCCUCGUGUUCAUCAUCAGCGUGCCCCUCAACCUUGUUGCCAUGGUGAUGUUUGUGCGUCACAUCCGUCCCAGGAAGCCAGCGGUGAUCUACAUGCUGAACUUGGCCUGUGCAGACCUGCUGCUCGGCCUGCUGCUUCCCUUCAAGAUUGCCUACCAUUACCAUGGCAACAACUGGAUCUACGGCUCCUUCAUGUGCAGAGUUGUGACUGCGGCCUUCUACUGCAACAUGUACUGCUCUGUCCUCCUCAUCAUGUGCAUCAGCGUCGACCGCUUCCUGGCUGUGGUUUACCCCGUGAACUCCCUGACGUGGCGAAGCCCGCAGACGGCCUCAGCUGUGUGUGCUGCUGUGUGGAUGUUAUCUCUGGGAGGAGUCUCCCCUCUGCUGGUCUCAGGACAGACUGUCUACUUGUCAGACCUCAGCAUCACCACCUGCCAUGAUGUGCAAGAUGUGGAGAAACUGCAAGCUUACUACCUCUACUUCUUCCCCAUCUACUCCUCUGUCUUCUUCUUCAUCCCGCUAAUGUUCACUGUAGUCUGUUAUGUGCAAAUCGUUCAGGCUCUGACAGCGGCCAAUGUGGAGAACCUCUCCAGGAAGACUCGGGCCGUGGUGAUGGCUGUGGUGGCGCUGCUGGUCUUUGUGGUCUGCUUCACCCCCACCAACAUCAUCCUGAUGGUUCACUAUGUUCAGCUGGCCCACAGGUCCGGCGACAGCUCCUACCAGGCCUACCUGCUCUCCAUGUGCAUCGGCAGCCUCAGCUGUUGCCUGGAUCCAGUCCUCUAUUACUACGGCUCCUCUCAGUGCCAGAAGCAGGUGGCAGCACUGCUCUGGUGGAGGCAGCUGGAAGGAUCAGAGAGCAGCUCAGAAACACACAGUACAAGAUCCAGUGGGUGGACAGAGAGCAGCAGGUCAUGCAAGUUGGAAGGCGUUCAGGCUGGUCUGGGGAGCCAGUACAGCAGACUGGAGGAUUAAAUCAACACACACGAGGAGCCUGAUGCUGAGAAACUUUUCAAACUUGCACACAAAUCCACAGUAUGAUACAAUCAAGUUGAACAAAAAGAAAUCCCCAGCAGGGGCGGAUCCACAUUAAUUUUAGUGGGGGGGCACAGGGGGCUACAAUAAAUAUUUUUUUGGGGGGGGCACCGAAAAGUUACAAGAAAAAAUGAAAGCUGCUACCAACCUCUCGCUUUUAAAAAGCAUUGUUCAUGUUUGUUUUGUUGUUGUUUUUUGGCUCUUUAACCCAGUAGGAAAGCUGUAUAUGACCUUUUCAUUUUGGACUGUUAACAUUCAAAUUAUGAUGGACUUGUUUCCUUGUUUAUGUGAAUUACAGCGUCAGCAGCUGCAGCAUCUGCCUGUUAUGUAAAACUGGUAAGCUCAACGACAGUAUUCUGAGGGCAAUUAAGUGACAAAUGUUGUGCAAGAACAGCACUAUAUACAACCCUGUCAAUUUCCACUUCUUAGAAUGUUUACUGACAAAUAAGAAAUAAUAUUAUGUACUUUUGGUAACUAGUUCUCAGCAGUAAACCAUAAACAGCAUAGGAUUCUGUAUACUAAUCAGUCUAAAUCAAAAUGAGUACUACCCAAUACACAGUGAACAACAACAAUCUGUACCCUUGAUCUGUGGUAAAAAAUCUGAAACGUUCUGUGCAGUAAUGUAAAUUUAAAAAUACAAUAAAUUACAGCAAGCAGCACUGUACACAUUUAAUAGUAAACCUGAGAACAAUAAAAAACUAACAAUACUCCAUAUUCUUAAAUCAAAUACAAUAAAAUACAAUAAGCAACACACUAUACAUUUAAAAAUAAACCUGAGAACAAUAAUAAAUAGUAGCAAUAUUCUUAAGUCAUUUAAUAGUGCACAGCUCAGCAAACAUAGUGUUCUGCAUAGAAAUCACAAAAAGCUGCUCUCAAUAAUGUUUCACAGUGAGCAGAUGUUCUUGUGUUGUAGGUCCAUGGUUGGGGGGGGGGAUCUGGCACUCUUUUUGCAUUCUUCACAUGGGAUAGAAAUAAAGCAACAUUGUUCUUGCACGUCCAUUAAAGGCCUGUAGGUGUAAAGCAGGAAGCCCUCUACAAUGAGGAUGUGAGUCUCCUCCUCCUCAUGGUUGGACUUCAGGACGAUCUCUGUGUCCAGGGUGUUAUUAAUGCCAUGAGACUUCUCAAACUUCACCGGGUUCUCCAGCCACGUGUAGAUCCUACUCAUGUCCAGAGCAGUGAUGACAUCAUACUGCUUAAAGCCAUCUUCACCAACUUCAAUCUGAUCUUCAGGCUUGAAGAGUCAUCCUGAUGGACCACACAACAGUUGGGCAGGUUCUUGAUCAGGCGGUUGGUGGGGCUGGUUUUCCCUCCAUUGGUUACACCGACGAUGCCGAUGAUGUACUUCAUGUUCUCGGAUUGGUCAAAGCUCAGAAAAAGGGUCAAAAACGUUGACAAAAACCGGGUCGGGAGCGAUCGGACGUGGAAGAAAGCUGAAAAAGAGAAAGCUGCAGCAGGAAACGUCAACUACUCGAGUCCUCCAUGACACUUGAGUUUAGUGAGUAAGGUAAGAGCGGAAAGGGAGCUGCCACUCUGACGUGGUUCUUCCACCCAGAGAGGACCUCUUUCUGCUGUCGCUGCUACACAAACUGCCCUAGUUGAGGUUUUAGGUGGAAUAUUCCUUUAAACCAGCCCCUCAGGUCUCUUUGAGGAUUUUGGACGGAAUACUCGGUCAAACCAACAUUUUAGGUGCAUGUCCAGAAAUUUUUGGUGAAUGUUCCUUGAAGGUGGAUGUGUGAGGACCUUGUAGGUGGAAUACUUCCUGAAACCAACCUUUUAGGUCAACAUUCAAAGAUUUAUGGUGGAAUAUUGCUUUAAACCAACUUAAAUUUCAUGUUUUGAUCAUUAUCAAGUGAGAAACCUCAAUCCAGACUCCUCAUAAUGACGUUUGAGAUUUAUGCUGCUGUUAUUUGUUUAGUCCAGACUAAAUGACAGAAAUCCACAAUUGUAAUUUUAUUUCAGGACUCGGUUAUUAAAUGUCAAAACAAUUCAUGUGACUCUAAAAACUCAACAGCUUUACAAACUCUAAGACUAAACUCUCCACAAGGAUCCAAAAUAAGUUGGACUUCUACAUGAGAGCUUUAAUUAUUCUUCAUCUACUUCCUGAAAAGUUUGGUCAAUACAAAAGACAAAAACUAAUAUUCUCAGCUGAAUUAAAGACAGACUUUGUGAUUUUUCUGCUCACAUGUUGUGUUGUUGUAAACUCGCUCUUUCAAAUAAAUAGCCUCCUAACCCCC
Messenger RNA from Acanthochromis polyacanthus (spiny chromis), 3783 nucleotides. It is a transcript of the gene f2r, whose product is annotated as coagulation factor II (thrombin) receptor. Lineage: Eukaryota; Metazoa; Chordata; Actinopteri; Pomacentridae. Gene Ontology annotation, molecular function: thrombin-activated receptor activity. Gene Ontology annotation, cellular component: membrane. The transcript is spliced from 2 exons. The record is from RefSeq and is a predicted model, not a curated record. Bases 206 to 1489 code for a protein of 427 amino acids. Gene Ontology annotation, biological process: positive regulation of blood coagulation; positive regulation of Rho protein signal transduction; blood coagulation.